Molecule: messenger RNA, 6207 nt
Organism: Branchiostoma belcheri (Belcher's lancelet)
Lineage: Eukaryota; Metazoa; Chordata; Leptocardii; Amphioxiformes; Branchiostomatidae
Product: DNA topoisomerase 2-alpha-like
Exons: 36
Coding region: 263-5248 (1661 amino acids)
Biological process (GO): DNA topological change; sister chromatid segregation; resolution of meiotic recombination intermediates
Cellular component (GO): nucleus
Molecular function (GO): DNA binding; DNA topoisomerase type II (double strand cut, ATP-hydrolyzing) activity; ATP binding
Source: RefSeq, a predicted model, not a curated record
AAUUACGUCAAGGACAAUCUAUGCUUGAUUUCUUGUAAUAUUUUCGUCCCUUUGCUGUCUAAUUCGAGAUCGAGGGAUUUGAUCGACUGUUCUUCAAAUUUCUUCAUUUCUGCCGUUCUGGAAAGUCACAUUGCAUCCGAUCGCAGGCAGAGAAGGGCCGGUUUUGACGAGCCGGCUUUUUUUUUCAAACCAGAACUUCAAGCUGCGUGGUCUCCGUUAGAUCAUCUCACCUAACCCGGAGCCGCUCCAGCAAGAUAUCAAGAUGGCGGCAAAAGAAGGAACAAGUGCGCUUCCUGAUUGGGUGACCUUGUUCGACAAUGCUCAGAAGAAGGCUGAGAAGAAGGCAGCAGCAGGAGGAGACGCCCCGCCUGCCGAGGAGAAGGGAGGGAAAAAUAAGAAACGCCUCUCUGUGGAGCGGAUUUAUCAGAAGAAGACUCAGUUGGAACACAUCCUGCUCCGUCCUGAUACCUACAUCGGGUCUGUGGAACAUCUCACACAGAACAUGUGGGUUCAUGAUGGCGCAGAUGUGGGCCUGGUGAAUCGCUCCAUCACCUUUGUUCCUGGUCUGUACAAGAUCUUCGAUGAAAUCCUUGUGAAUGCCGCUGACAACAAGCAGCGAGAUCCAAGCAUGAACAUGAUCAAGAUCACCAUCGAUCCAUCUGGGGAGAACUGUAAGAUCUCUAUCUGGAACAAUGGAAAGGGGAUCCCUGUGGUCAUGCACAAGGAACAGAAGGUGUACGUCCCCACCCUCAUCUUUGGGCAUCUUCUCACCUCCUCUAACUACAACGACGAGGAAAGAAAGGUCACAGGUGGGAGGAAUGGUUACGGUGCCAAGCUGUGUAACAUCUUCAGCAGUGAGUUCAGUGUGGAAACUGCCUCCAAGGAGGAAGGCAAGAAGUUCAAACAGACAUGGAAGGGCAACAUGGGCAAGGCUGGGGAGCCCAAAAUCACUGACUACCAUGGCUCAGACUUCACUUGCGUGACCUUCAAGCCCGACCUUCCCAAGUUUAAGAUGGACCGCCUGGAUGACGACACGGUUGCGUUGCUACGACGACGGGCGUACGACGUUGCCGGCUCCACCAAGGGUGUCAAGGUCCUCCUGAACGGAGAAAAACUGCCUGUGACAUCGUUCCGGCAGUAUGUGGACCUGUACCUGAAGGGGAAGACCGACGACAUCGGCAAUCCCCUGAAGGUUGUGCACGAGGUGGUGAACCCUCGCUGGGAGAUCUGUGUGGCUCAGAGCGACAAGGGCUUCCAGCAAGUCAGCUUCGUCAACAGCAUCGCAACCACAAAGGGUGGACGUCAUGUUGACUACGUAGUAGACAAACUGACAGACAAACUGAUAGAAGUGGUGAAGAAGAAGAACAAGAGUGGCAUCCAGGUCAAACCAUUCCAGGUGAAGAACCACUUGUGGGUGUUUGUCAACUGUUUGAUCGAGAACCCAUCCUUCGACUCCCAGACCAAAGAGAACAUGACUCUUCAAGCUAAGAAGUUCGGUUCCCAGUGUAGCCCUUCAGACAAGUUCAUCAAAAAUGUCCUUUCUUGUGGUGUGGUAGAGAGCAUCAUGAACUGGGUGAAGUUCAAGACACAGACACAGAUGAACAAGAAGUGCAGUGGCACUAAGGCCACACGACUCAAGGGCAUCCCCAAGUUGGAUGACGCAAACGAUGCAGGUACCCGGUACUCGAGGGAUUGUACACUGAUCCUUACUGAGGGGGACUCAGCCAAGACUUUGGCUGUGUCUGGUCUGGGUGUGGUCGGGAGAGACAAGUACGGUGUGUUCCCACUGAGGGGUAAACUUCUCAACGUCAGAGACGCUACGGCUAAACAGAUCAUGGAGAAUGCUGAGAUCAACAACAUCAUUAAGAUCAUGGGCCUGCAGUACAAGAGGAAGUACGAGUCUGAAGACGACAUGAAGACACUUCGCUACGGCAAGAUCAUGAUCAUGACAGAUCAGGAUCAAGAUGGUUCCCACAUCAAGGGUCUCCUGAUCAACUUUAUCCACCACAACUGGCCCUCCCUGCUCAGACUACGCUUUCUGGAGGAGUUCAUCACUCCUAUUGUCAAGGUCAGUAAGAACAAGCAGGACCUGUCCUUCUACAGCCUUCCAGAGUUUGAGGAGUGGAAGUCAGAAACAAGCAACUGGCACACAUGGAAGGUCAAGUACUACAAAGGUUUGGGUACGAGCACGUCAAAGGAAGCAAAGGAGUACUUUGCGGACAUGCAGCGUCACCGCAUUCCUUUCAAGUACAAUGGACCUGAGGACGAUGCUGCUGUUGAUCUGGCCUUCAACAAGAAGAAGGUGGACAACCGUAAGGAGUGGCUGACCAACUGGAUGCAGGACAGAAAGCAGCGGAGAGAGAUGGGCCUGGGUGAGCAGUACCUGUACGGCAAGGACACCAAGUAUCUCACCUUCAACGAGUUUGUCCACAAGGAACUGGUCCUCUUCUCCAACUCCGACAAUGAGAGGUCCAUCCCCUCCCUAGUGGACGGCCUGAAGCCCGGCCAGCGUAAGGUUUUGUUCACGUGCCUGAAGCGUAAUGACAAGCGAGAGGUGAAGGUGGCCCAGCUGGCUGGUUCUGUGGCAGAGAUGUCAGCAUACCAUCAUGGAGAGGUGUCGUUGAUGGGAACUAUCAUCAACUUGGCGCAGAACUUUGUUGGCAGUAACAACGUGAACAUCCUGCAGCCCAUUGGUCAGUUCGGUACCAGGAUCCACGGCGGCAAGGACGCUGCCAGCCCUCGAUACAUCUUCACUAUGCUCAGCACGUUGGCGAGAAAGUUGUUCCACAGCUUCGACGAGCCGAUGUUGAACUAUCAGUACGACGACAACCAGAAGAUCGAGCCGGAGUGGUACAUUCCCAUCAUCCCCAUGGUGCUGGUAAACGGCGCCGAGGGCAUCGGGACGGGCUGGAGCACCAAGGUGCCGAACUACGAUGUACGCGAGAUCAUCAACAACAUGCUGAGGAUGAUCGAUGGGAAGGACCCACUGCCUAUGAUCCCCUCCUACAAAAACUUCAAGGGAGACAUAGAGGAGUUGGAAGAGAACCGUUACGUGGUGAAUGGGGAGGUGGCCAUCCUGGACAACAACACCAUCGAGAUCACCGAGCUGCCCAUCCGCACAUGGACUCAGAACUACAAGGAGACCGUACUGGAGGUCAUGCUGCAUGGUACAGACAAGACACCGAGCAUGAUCACAGACUACAAGGAGUACCACACCGACACGACCGUGAGGUUUGUGGUGUCCAUGACAGAAGAACAGCUGAUGAAGGCUGAAGCAGCAGGACUACACAAAGUCUUCAAACUGCAGUCCAACCUGGCCAGCACCAACAUGGUUCUGUUUGACCACAACGGCUGCCUGCGGACCUACAACAGUGUCCAGCAGAUCCUGCAGGAGUUCUUUGACCUGCGGCUGGAGUGGUACACCAAGAGGAAGGACUGGGUCAUGGGCAUGCUAGAGGCCGAGGCCAGCAAGCUCAACAACCAGGGUCGCUUCAUUCUGGAGAAGAUCGAGGGGACACUCGUCAUCGAGAACAAACCUAAGAGAGAGCUGAUCCAGAUGCUUCAGGCUCAUGGGUACGACAGCGAUCCCGUCAAGGCCUGGAAAGAGUCGCAGUCAGACAAGGACAAGCCUGAUGACCUCCUGGAUGCAGAGGAGGAGGAAGGUGAGAGCAUUGCGUCCUCCACAGCGUCCCGCAGCGGUCCAGACUACAACUACCUCCUGGGCAUGCCUCUCUGGAACCUGUCCAAGGAGAAGAAGGAGGAGCUCCUUAAGCAGCAGAGGGAGAAGGGAAAGGAGCUGGUGGACCUGCGACACAAGACGCCCAGCGACUUGUGGAAGGACGACUUGAACGAGUUCGUCGAAGAGCUCGAGAGAGUAGAGCAGCAGGAGAGAGAAGACGAGCAGUCGUCUGGGAAAAUCAAGGCGAAGGAUCCGAAGGGGAAGAACAAGCGCACCGCGGCCGUGAAGCACGAGUACAAACCCUCGCCCGUCGGGAGGCGCGUCAUUCCUGUCAUCGACGCUGCCAUGAAGAAAGCUGCGGCCAGUAAAGCAGCGCAGGCGGAGAAGAAGAGAGUCAAGAAAGAGCAGGCCAGUGACAAAGCCUCGGAGAUGGGAGACUCCAGCUUUGGGAAAGAUGAGGAUGAGUUUGGGUUUAAGGCAGCUGCCAAGGAGCUUUCUCUGGCUGAGAGGGUAGCCAAGAAGACCAAGGCUGGACUAGGAGGAGGCAAGUCUAAACAGUCCACUCUGAACUUCAAACCUGCGGCCAAGAGGCCAAAGUGGCUGGACGAGGACUCGGACGGGUCAGACGGUGACGGGUCUGACCACAACAUGGACGUCGUGGUCGAGCCGCGGGAAAAGGCACCCAGGAGAGCUGCAGCUGCUACGGCCAAAAAGUACAUCAGUGAUGAAGAGAAUGAAGACGACAGCUGGGCUCCCGCUGGUGCUAAAGAUGACGACGAUGAUUCCUUUAAGAUCUCUGAUGAUGAUGAUGAUGACUUCGCCCCCAAGCCAAAGAAAAAGGCUGCUCCAAAAAAACCAAAGAUUCUUGAUAGUGAGGAUGAUGACAGUGAUGAGUACAGCCCUGAGCCCAAGCCUCAGAAAAAACCUGCCAAGGUAACAAAACCACCCCCAGCUCCCAGACCUGACCCUGAACCCAUGUUUGGUGACAGCGGCUCGGAGGCAGUGUCUAUCCCUGACAUCCCUGACUCAGAACCAGAGACAAGACCGGUGGAGUCAGAUGGUGAAGGACCAGUGAUGAUCGACAGCGACUCGAGCACUGCAGCCAACGGGAAGACUAAGAAAGCACCUGCCAAGAAAGCUGCCGGAAAUGGAAAAGCACCAGCUAAGAAGGCUCCAAAGAAGACCAAAGAACCAGAUGCCAACCAGCCGAGCAUAUUUGAUGCCAUAGUUAAGGCCAAAGCCAAGAAACCUGCUCCUAAGAGGAAGAAGGUGACUUCAGACUCCGACUCUGAUGCGCCUGCUGCAAAACCGAAGAAAGCAGCAGCAAAGAAACCUGCCAAGAAGAAGCCGAUUGACGACUUCAUCAGCGAUGAGUCUGACAGCUCUGCCAAGCCAAAGAAAGCGCCAAAGAAGAAGUCCAAGAAGGCUGCGUACAGUGAUGACGAUGACGACAGUUUUGCUGCCGACGAUUUCGAGGCGAUGCCGGUCGCACCACGGGCACGUUCUGGCCGGAACGCAGCUUCCAAAGCCAAGUACACCUACUCCAGUGAUGACGAUGAUGACUAUUGAAGAGACCUGUGCCCAUCUUAUUUAUCUGUUGGUUGUGCCUCUAGCAGAUGUAUUAAACAACGGUUGUCGUGAUAUUUUCUACGCAAUCAAGAUAUACAGAUCCCUGCUUUGGCCAUGAAAACAUUUUCUUGUAUCUUCAGAGUAGCUUUUGGUAAAAGUAGUCAACAUAAGAAAGAAGUAAUGAGAAUUUGUUGUGACUACACACAUAGUGUGGAAAAAUUUUCAUGUUUCUGUUUGAUGUAAAAACGUCUUCUGUCCUUUUUUAUAUUCCCUUUGUCUUGAAUUCUUGUUCCAAUAUUCUGUCAUUACCUUAAUUAGCUUGUAGUUAUUUUCAUGGACUUUUGCAUAGCUGAAUGUUGUUUUUUUUCAAAUGUGGAAAUGCAAGAUUAGAUUCAAGUGUCAAAAUUUACACGAAAGAGGAACAGGUAUUGUUUUAGAAGUUAUUGUACCACAAUCUUUUACAUGUAUACCUCUGUCCUCUUUUCUUCUUAACAUAGUUGAUAAAGUCCUGUCUUUUUAGCAAGCUUAAUGAUUUCAGAAUUUCCAAAGCCACUAGACACAUGUACAUACUAUUACUAUUAGACUCUAUGCAUUUCAUAUCUAGAAUUUUGAAUGAUCUGUCCACAUGAUUUUCUUGUACCUUUUCCAUUUUCAACAUUCAGUGUUUUUCAUAAGGUAGUAUUAUACAUUUAUAUCUCUAUGUGUUAGCAGUAUAGUAUAUACUGUACAUAUGAUAAUAGUGCAGUGAAGUCAUUUUGAGUGUGUUGUUUUUUUCUACACUAUGAAAAGAGAACUUCAUAAGAUGAAGAAAAGACAUUCACAGCCUAGUUUUGAUCUUUCAGCUUCUAUCUAGAGUUAGAGGUUUAUGAUGAGAGUUAGUAGUUGCCAAUAUUCCUGUCUGUUAACAUUCCAUUUCUUCCUAUUUGUGUAAAUAAAGGAAAAUAUUCCAAGACUUUUAA